Molecule: messenger RNA, 1786 nt
Organism: Musa acuminata AAA Group (dessert banana)
Lineage: Eukaryota; Viridiplantae; Streptophyta; Magnoliopsida; Zingiberales; Musaceae
Product: ACT domain-containing protein ACR4-like
Exons: 8
Coding region: 172-1527 (451 amino acids)
Source: RefSeq, a predicted model, not a curated record
UUCGCUAAGGUGCGCCGUUUCGGCCUUCCGGCCUUUUAGAGAAGGGAGGGGACAGAGAGGGAGAGCGAGCACUGGUUCCCUCGUUUGGUAACGUCCUCUUCCCGCGACGCGCAGCAGCCGCCAGCAUCGCCGCCACUGUGGAGGAAGGAAGAAGGAGAGGAAGGACAAAUCAUGGAUGGAGAUUUGAGUUCCUCGUGGGACAGCGACGAUGAAUACGAGAAGUUUAUCCGAAGGAUGAACCCUCCGAGGGUUGUUGUGGAUAACGAUUCCUGCGCAAAUGCGACCGUCAUUAGGGUUGAUAGCGCAAAUAAGUAUGGGAUCCUUUUGGAAGUUGUUCAGGUCCUUAUGGACCUAAAUCUCAUCAUCACUAAAGCUUAUAUAUCCUCCGAUGGAGGAUGGUUUAUGGAUGUAUUUAAUGUGAGGGAUCGAGAUGGAAAUAAAAUCGAGAAAGAAAAGGAUCUGGAUAAAAUAAAGAAUUUCAUUCGCAAGUCCCUGGGGGAGGAUUCUUCUUUUGUACCAUCCCGGAGGAAAUCUGUAGGUUUCACACCUUCCUCCGAUCACACAUCGAUCGAGCUGACCGGGACAGAUCGUCCGGGCUUGCUAUCUGAAGUGAGUGCAGUGCUCACCGAUUUAAGGUGCAAUGUGGUGAGCGCUGAGGUGUGGACGCACAAUAGCAGAGCUGCAGCGGUCAUGCAAGUGACUGACGAGGAGACAGGUUCAGCUAUUACAGACCCUGAAAAGCUUUCCAGAAUUAAGGAACUCCUUUGCAAUGUGCUCAAAGGGAACAAUAGAAGUAGGGAAGCCAAGACAACGGUUUCUGUGGGUGUGACACAGACAGAACGAAGGCUCCAUCAGUUGAUGUUUGAUGAUAGGGAUUAUGAAAGAUCUGAUGAAGAUAGUAGGAACGAGCAUCACCGGCCAAAGGUUACUGUUGUUAAUUGGUUUGACAAGGACUAUUCUGUGGUUACAGUACGCUGUAAGGAUAGGCCAAAGCUUCUCUUCGAUACAGUUUGCACUUUGACAGAUAUGCAGUAUGUGGUUUUCCAUGGAAAUGUGGAUGCAGAGGGCCCAGAAGCUUAUCAGGAGUACUGUAUCAGGCACGUGGAUGGGUCCCCGGUAAACUCAGAAGCUGAGAGACAGCGAGUAAUCCAGUGCCUUGAAGCAGCCAUAGAGAGAAGAGUAUCCGAAGGUCUGAAAUUGGAGUUGUGUACAAGUGAUCGAAUGGGUUUGUUAACUGACGUCACAAGAAUAUUCCGUGAGAAUGGCCUGUCCGUCACAAGAGCAGAAGUGACCACAAGAAGUGGUAAAGCCAUCAACACAUUUUAUGUCCGUGAUGCUGCCGGAAACCCAGUUGACCCAAAGACAUUGGAUGACAUACGGGCAGAGAUAGGCCAGACAGUGCUCCAAGUAAGAGGCCAUGCCGAUCACCUUAAAUCUCCACAAGGGUCUCCAACUCGAUUUCUGUUUGGCGGUUUAUUCAAGUCUAGAUCUCUUUACAAUCUUGGAUUAAUCAGGCCUUACACAUAGGUUUCUUUGGAUCAGCCAUGUACAUAAUUGUUUGCCAGUGUUCCGACUCCCAGACGCCUUGACAAAGUUACAGAAAACACUGGAAAGUGAAGCAUGCUUGUAAACAUUUGAAGAGUAUUGGCUGCUACCGAAGAUGGCAGGAAAGUGGAUUUGAAUCAUGUGUUGUAAACAUGCUAGGAACCAUGAAAAAAAAGCCUAGGAAAUCCAUAUGAUGUACAUACAAAUGUGAAUAUCAUUUCACAUUCACAGUUCAUUCUUA